Molecule: messenger RNA, 7464 nt
Organism: Larimichthys crocea (large yellow croaker)
Lineage: Eukaryota; Metazoa; Chordata; Actinopteri; Sciaenidae
Gene: ankrd12
Product: ankyrin repeat domain 12
Exons: 13
Coding region: 387-6266 (1959 amino acids)
Cellular component (GO): nucleoplasm
Molecular function (GO): protein binding
Source: RefSeq, a predicted model, not a curated record
AAAAGUGUUGUUGUUUCAUUGCCCCGCGGAUCACGGAGGGCUUGAAAAUCCCAGUUAACGCUAGUAGCCACCAUCUGGCUAAGUUCUACAGCGCGAGCGCAGCUAACGUUCGGCUAACGUUUAACGUGCCAAAAUGGAACGUUGUGUGUCUGCGUGGGCUUUUGGUAAUAGUUGUGUGCCACGUGCGUUGCCACACUUUCUCGUCGCGAGCUUAGAAUUCUUUUUUUUUUUUUCAAAAUCAGCCGUUAUUUUACCGUUUUUUAAAAAUUUUAAAUAUUUUUAUUUGCGGAUACGAGAGAGAGAGAGAGAGGAGGCGAACAGGAGUGAGCUAAGUGCAUGAUGAACCCGCUGUGCUGUAGCUGUCACAGCUAGUCAGGUGCCGCACCAUGGCCAAACCUGGGAGCGACAGAGAUGGAGCCAUGGUGGAUAAGCAGGCGGGGAAGAAGAGCAAAGACAAGUUGUCCCCUUUCACCAAAACUCCGAAGCUGGACCGGAGUGAGUUGCUGGGGAAGGAAGGGAAAGCCAAGUCUUCCAUGAAGCGCAAGCUCUCCUUCACUGCCAGUCCGCUCCGGACCGAGGAGCGAGACUCCGACACCGAUGACUCAGACCCAGGCCAGUCGAGUGAGACCUGGGGAGAGAGAUUAGUGCCUCCCUGCAGGAUAUACGCAGAUAAAGAUGGACCGGACAAGAAGAAGGUGAAAAAGGAGGCUGGGGGCAAGAAGUCCCAGGCCAACCUUUUGUUUGGGUAUCCUCUGUCAGAGCGCAAACAGAUGGCUCUCCUGAUGCAGAUGACUGCCAACAGUCCAGACUCCACUCCCAGUCACCCCUCACAAACGACCCCUGUGCAGAAGAAGGUCCCCAGCAGCGCCUCGUCUCGACAGAAGGACAAGGUCAACAAGAGGAACGAGCGAGGGGAGACCCCCCUUCACAUGGCUGCCAUCCGGGGAGACGCCAAGCAAGUUAAAGAGCUCAUUAGCCUGGGAGCUGAUGUCAACGUCAAAGACUUUGCAGGUUGGACUCCUCUUCAUGAAGCCUGUAAUCUCGGCUACUACGAUGUGGCCAAGGUGUUAAUAGCAGCAGGCGCAGAGGUGAACACGCAAGGUCUGGAUGAUGACACGCCGCUCCAUGACGCCUCGAGCAGCGGGCAUAAAGACAUUGUGAAACUGCUGCUUCGCCACGGUGGAAACGCUUUCCAGGCCAACAAGCGUGGUGAACGCCCGGUGGACGUGGCCGACUCGCAAGAGCUGGAACAGCUAUUAAAGGGCGAGGUGCCACUGUCGGACCAAGACGACAGCUCGUCAGAGUCUGAAGACCCGCCAUCUGUUAAUCCAUCCAGUGUGGAUGACAACAUGGAAGACUCUGAUACUGAAAAGGACUCAGACGGCAAACCAGCCACAAAAGCGUCGUCUUCCGUGCCAGGGCUGGAUGAGUACGAGUUCAAGGACGAGGAGGAGGAGGAGGAUCUCAGUAAAGCCCUUAACGACAGACACAUCCUCCGGAGGGAACUACGGCAGCGGGAGAAAGAGGAAAAAGAGCGAAAUCAUGUGGCAGGAAAGCAGAGUGGCAAAGGGGAUUCGUCCUCAAAGUCAAAAAAGCAGAAGACAUCUCGCGUGCACUGCAGCUCGGACACCUCCAGCGACGAAAUGGAGAGCCUCCCGGAGAAAAGGAACUCGCCCACCUGCUCUCAGAGCUCGGAGAGCGUCAAGGUGGACACAAGGUCUAAAAAGGAGAACGCCGAGCAAAAGGACAAGGACAAGGGCAAAGUGAAGAGGAAGAGCAAAAGCCAGAAUAAAAACAAGGAGAACCAAGAGGACGGGAAGGAGAACAGCAAAACGCUGGUCCUCUCUCUCGCAACCGUGUCCGAGAGCACGGAAAAGGGUCGUGAGGAGGACUCCUUCAAGAUGUCCUUCAGUCCUAAAGACGACUCAUCCGUCCACCUCUUCCAUUUGUCGUCCAUAAAGUCUCCGAAACUGAACCACAGCCUGACAGAUAAACAAACGCCACUCAAGCAGGAAAAUACUAAGAUGUGCAUAUCCAUCAGCGACAGCUCAUGUCCGGUGGACGGUGUCAAAUACAACCACUACACAGACGCAGACUACUGCACUGAAGGCUCGAGCACCAAGGGCUGCAAGCACAAGGAAAAGAGCAAACACCAACAGAAAGACUCCAGUGUGGACGGUGACGACGGCCGCACGAGUCCUUACAAAGACGGCAGCAUAGGAAACAGUAUAGACAGCGCUGAAGGUGCCUUACGGAAGACCGACUUAGACGGCAAAGUAGUAAAGAAGCAUAAGCUUAAACACAAGGAGAAAGACAAACACAGGAGGGAGUACGAGGCAGAGCGAAGCCGCCACAGGCAGAAGGAGGCCAGGAAAGACAGCCACAGGAAUUUGGAGUUUGACAGAGAGUUCUGGAAAGAAAAUUUUUUCAAGAGUGAUGAGACCGAUGAGUCUCUUCCAGCGAAGAAGGAAGGUGAAGACAAUAGCUCGCUUCAGAAGACCUCCGAUUCGUCUCCUGUCAAAGAUGAGAGAAACACGAAGGAGAAACACACGAGCAGCAAAGAAAAGAGGCAGAGAGAGGAGCGAGAGAAAGACAAGGCUGUGAAGAAGGAGCGGAAGGAGGCCUCCGGUAAAGACGAGAAGGUAAAGGAUUCAAAGCCGAGCGAGCGUGACGAGAGAGCUGACUGCCACGGCUCAGGGCGGAUUCCUGAGGAGACGCUGCAGAGCAGCAACAGCAUGAAAGAGGAGACCGAGGAGAAACCCGUGAGCGCGAUCACAGCUGAUCAAGAACAGCUGGAGCCCUCUGAAAGGAGCUCACGCGAGAAAACCGACAAGAGGCUCCCAGGAAAGGAGAAGGACUCAGAAAAAAUGGAGAAAAGGCAUCCCGACAAGGAGAAAAGGGUUAAAACGGAGCACUCUGACAAAGCCGAACCGCAGAACUCGGUGGAUCGUUGGAAGGAAAAAGAAAGAGCGGCAGCAAUUUCUUCCCACUCGCCUGGAGAUAAAAACUACAAGGAGAAUGAAAAACUGAAAUCUUUAUCCACAACAAAAAAGCACGAGGACAGCAGGAAAAAUAAAGAUAAGGCCGACAAACGGUCUGAUAGAGAGAGGCAGGACAGAGAGUAUAGUGUUGGGGAUCACAGAGAAAAGGAGCGAACAAACUCUGAUAAGAAAGGAAAACCUCUGGAGAAGACCACGGAUCAUAGUAAAUCUGAUCGCUCUAAAGAAAAGGACUGCGACAGGAAAAAGAGAGAUAAAAUAAAAGAUGGGACUUCCUCGAGCUCCAAUCUCAAGCUGCUGUUAGAAGAGAAGAAGAGCUAUCUGUCAGAGAGUGGCAAGUCUUUAUCGACAAAAUUAAAGGAGGAAGUUGUGAGGACACCAGAGAAGGAUCGGGACCGGAGAGACCGGGACAGAGACUCAGAUAAACACAAGGACAAAGAUAAAGACCGGCACAAAGACCGCUCCCAGCAGGCCAAAAUCAGCAAGGCCAAACCCAACGAGGCAGACGGCGACAAGGCCAAAUCUAAAGCCUCGCCGGCGACACGAGACGCCAAGCCCAAAGAGAAGAGGCUUGUGAACGACGACUUGAUGCAGACGAGCUUUGAGCGCAUGCUCAGCCUGAAGGACCAGGAGAUCGAGCAGUGGCAUCGCAAACACUUGGAGAAAAUCAAACAAAAAGAGCGAGAGAGGCUCAAACAGCGGCCUCUGGCAGAUCCGGGGAAGUCCAAACCUAAAGACCGAACAAAGACAGAACCGUGCUUAAGCAAAGAGCUCAUGCGCUCCAAAAGCUCUGAAGUGUCUGAUGCCCACAGCCGAGAUAAACCCCUGAAGGACGGCACCAGCUCCAGGACGAUGUCUCUAGAUGGAAAGAGUCUGCCCUCCAUCAGCGCAAAGGUCAUGUCGGCGGUGGAAAACUGCCUGACCAGAUCACCCAGACCUGAGAGCGAGCGCUGUGGCCUCAUGUCCAGGUCUGUGUCCUUGGUUUCUGUCGCUAGCUCGGAGGAUUCGUGUCAGGCGACGACGUUAACGCCGAGACAUGUCGAGUACGACUCCGACAUGAACCUGGAAACCUCCGACUCUCAGCCUGCAUUCCUCCAGUCUUCCCUCGUCAUUCAAGCCACCAGAUCGCCGUCCGUUCACGAUAAAGAUUGCAACAGUCUUCCAGAUGUGCCGCAGAGUAAUCGGACGCUGCUGUCCGGCAGGCAUGAGUCGCCGUACCUCAGGGCUAUUCUGGACGAGGACGCCAACUCGUCGACUCACGACAGCAAAGCUGUUGAAAGUCUGCCAAAGUCCAGCCAGCCUGCUGAGGAGCAGAGAACAAGAGAGACCUCGACAGAUGUUGAGGAGAGUCAACAAUGUACGAACUCACUCGCCGAUUCAGUCGCAGAAAGAGAAGGCAGCGCUCCUGGUGUUUCAACACCACAAAUGUUAAACAAAGACCCAGAGAGUAAAAACAUGACACUUACAGAGUGUAGUAACUCUCAACAGGUGUCCACAGAGCAGAAAACUCUGUCCUCCUCCGAUCCUCCUGUUGUGACGGACGUCCAGAGUCUGACAGACAAUUCACAGGGCGAAUGUACCAACAAGGAUCCCGAUCAGCCGUCGAUACCGACAGCGUGUCCAUCUGCAGAGACGUCGGCGCUCGCAAACACAAAAUCCUUCCAGCAAAGAGACCCGGUCGCUGUUCCUGGGAUGGAGAGCGUGCAGCAGACAGAGUCGAAUACCGCAGACCAUAAAGACAAACCUCUGGAGAGCGCAGACAGAGCGGAACAAGAGAAUAUGGAAACAGUUUCGGAAAGCUUCAGAGCCGAGGGCGUAGGAAGUCCCGUACCAUCCACCAGUUCGCACAUUCCCAGCUCCACCACAGCGGAGUCCUGUCCAGGUUUUAGCAAAACGAGCCCGGAGUCCGAGUGUUCUCAAGAGACUGUCGAUGUAAAUAACCAAGACUGUAAGAAAUCAAGACCUUCCGGUGACACUACAGGUUCAAGUCUCGAUGCUCAGGUGGAGAAAAAGGAAGGUGUGUCCUCGGCGUCGUCCUGUAGUGCGAGCCCUGAACACAAGGCGGAAGAGAUGACCGAUGUCCAGCAGAGCUCAGAGAACAACGGUGGCGUUGCUCCAACAGAGAGUUCAUCAGUCGAGGGCAGUCUGCCUACAGAGAGCUUGUCUGAGUCUAAAGCCGAGGCCAGCUCCGAGCCGAUGGAGGUGACGCCCGCCGAUGAGAAACCAGAGUCCUCUUCAUCUGGAGAAGAACAGAGUCAAAGCACCAUCCAGUCGGCGGCUCAGACGGACUCCUGCAGCAGCAGCAGCAGCAGCAGCUACACCACGUCGGGGAGCUCCUCUCCGCAAUCUGGAGACCGCGACUCAGAUUCAUCGGGGGCUAAAGUCAAAGUCCGCUCUACGGACGAGGACAUGGACAUUCAUGUGCCGCAUCCACGCAAGAGAAAGAUGCCCAAAGUGUCUACCUCCCAGUCAUGCUCCGCGACUCAGCACGAGAAGGAGCGAGGCCAGCAGUCUCUGGCUGCCAUCGUGGACUCUGUGAAACUGGAGGAGAUCCAGCCCUACCAGACGGAGAGGGCCAACCCUUACUACGAGUUCCUGCACAUCCGGAAGAAGAUCGAGGAGAAGCGCAAAGUGUUGUGCAGCGUCACCCCUCAGCCACCGCAGUAUUACGACGAAUAUGUGACCUUCAACGGAUCCUACCUCUUAGAUGGGAACCCGCUCAGCAAGCUUUGUAUACCAACGAUAACUCCACCUCCAUCGUUACCUGAGCAGCUGAAGGAGAUGUUCAAACAACAAGAGGUCGUCCGUAUGAAACUACGACUGCAGCACAGCAUUGAAAGGGAAAAGCUGAUUGUCUCUAAUGAGCAGGAAGUCUUACGAGUACAUUACCGGGCAGCGAGAACACUGGCCAACCAGACUCUGCCCUUCAGUGCCUGUACAGUUUUAUUGGAUGCUGAAGUGUACAACAUGCCUCAAGACGUCCAGAACGAUGACGGCAAAACGUCCGUGAGAGACCGGUUUAACGCCCGGCAGUUCAUGUCCUGGUUACAAGACGUCGAUGACAAGUUUGAUAAACUGAAGACGUGUCUUCUGAUGAGGCAGCAGCACGAGGCGGCGGCCCUGAACGCCGUGCAGCGUCUGGAGUGGCAACUGAAGCUGCAGGAGCUCGACCCGGCCACCUACAAGUCCACCAGUAUCUUCGAGAUCCCCGAGUUCUACAUCCCGCUCGUGGAGGUCAACGACGACUUUGACCUCACCCCGAUAUGAGCUGCGGGACAGACUCUGUGCUUUUGCCACAGCAGGCGGCCGUAUCGCGGACACGAAGAAGAAGAAGAAACGAGGCCCCCUCUCCUUUACCCCCCCGCGCAUUCGAGGAGAAAGAAACGUGAAGCACUUAAGAAUGUGGCGGCAACACGAAAAAAAGAGCACUUAAAGAAAGAAAGAUUUCACUCCUGAGCUCUUGCAGUCCAAACCGGCCGCGCCCGCCACGAGGACGGGGGAGAGAACCGAGGCCGAGCGGUCCAGGCCACAGGCGAAGGCCCCCUCGGAGAGCAGAGACCAAGAGCCGGCGGUGGGUUGCGUGGACGACAAGCCACCGCCGGCUCGCUGCUCCUCACCAAGCAGGGUCACGCAACCGAAAAGAUUUCAAAUUGUUUUCACAAAGUUCGUGUUCAUACAUUGUGUACAGACUGUGCUCUUAAUUUUUUUAACUUAUUUUAUACAUAAAACAAUUUGUGCAUUUGUAAAUAGUCAUGUAAUUAUUGUUUUAAAACCUGUAAAAACAAAAAAUAAUAGAUAUUUUGAUUGUAAACUCGUUCCGUCUCAUGUUUUAAUGGACCAAAGUUGGUUUUUAUAUCGAGUGUCCUCUUCGUCAACGUGAUGUUCUUCUUCUUGUUGUUGUUGGCUUAAAAUCUUUAAGCAUGUGUUGGCUUUUUGUUUUUGUUUUUACUGUUUCUUCCUCCUCCUCCACCUCCCUCCUCAUCUGGAGCUCCACGCCACAGCUGGUGUUUUUUGACUUUGGCAAUUAAAUGCUGUGCAUGCGUUGCGUUGUUUGUACUUUUUUCCUAAAAAGCUGUACUGUGGACUUAAAUUGUGAGGUUUACUGAAGUGUUCCACCUUUUUUCUUUCUUUCUUUUCUUUUUGUUGUUUUUCUUUCUUUGGCGCCGACGUGUUCUGUCCUUUUCUCGCGGCCUCCACUCCUCGUGUGUUGUCCAUCGUGUCUCGCGCACAUUAAAGUCUGUUGUGGCUUCCAAGGAGAGAAAAAAAACAAGAAAAAAAAAACAAACAAAACGACAACUUACUUUUACAAUUUCAAUGUGAGAUCACAGCAAAACCUAUUUUUUCAACAUAAUGCCUUUUUGAACGAUAGUUCUAAAAAAAUGUCUAUUUUAAUAUUUACUUGUUACAUGACUUGUACAUAUUUGUAAUAUAUAAUUGAAUAAAUUUUAUUUGUUGUGAAAUUAAA